Messenger RNA from Triticum dicoccoides, 664 nucleotides. Its product is annotated as dirigent protein 5-like. NCBI's taxonomy places the organism in Eukaryota, Viridiplantae, Streptophyta, Magnoliopsida, Poales, Poaceae. The transcript has 2 exons. The coding region runs from base 1 to 501 and encodes 166 amino acids. The record is from RefSeq and is a predicted model, not a curated record.
AUGCAAGGCCUCGCGCCAUCUUCCAAGCUGCCUCUGACCAUCGUGGUCGUGGUGUUUCUCCUCGGCAUGGCGGGCGCCGCCCACGGCCUGACGAGGGUCGUCGCCAACAGCCCCGACGAGCCGUGCAUGAACAUGACGCUCUACUACCACGACAUCCUCUACAACGGCAACAACACGGCCAACGCGACGACGGCGGCGGCCACCAAGCCGACGGUGCUGGCCAAGACCUACAGGAAGAACAGCACCUACUUCGGCGCGCUGAUGGUGUUCAACGACCCCAUGACGGUGGGGAAGGCGCUGCCCCUGGCCGGGGAGGAGCCAGCGGCGCGCGCGCAGGGGUUCUACUUCUACGACAAGCAGACGCGGGACUUCUCCGUCGUCGGCGGCACCGGCGACUUCUUCAUGGCGCGCGGCGUCACAACCAUCCGCACUGACGCCAUCGAGGGCCUCUACUACUUCCGCCUGCAGAUGGACAUCAAGCUCUACGAGUGCUACCUCUGACUCUGACGAUACAGCAUGGAUGCAUGCCCUGUGUGUGUGUCAAUUGAUGUGCUGCUGAUGUUGUUUAUGCCUUUCCAUAUUUUUUCUUUUGUGUGUGUGAUGGGUUGCUUGUGUAUCAUUGCCGCAUACGCCCAUAAGUAUCUUUACUGUUUAGCAAGAUUGA